Messenger RNA from Exaiptasia diaphana, 2095 nucleotides. RefSeq names its product transcription factor LBX1. The transcript is spliced from 2 exons. The coding region runs from base 152 to 799 and encodes 215 amino acids. Gene Ontology annotation, biological process: regulation of DNA-templated transcription. Gene Ontology annotation, molecular function: DNA binding; DNA-binding transcription factor activity, RNA polymerase II-specific. NCBI's taxonomy places the organism in Eukaryota, Metazoa, Cnidaria, Anthozoa, Actiniaria, Aiptasiidae. The record is from RefSeq and is a predicted model, not a curated record.
AUCUUCGAGUUGGUUUGGCCGAUACAUAAAGCCUAGCGAGAAGAACGGUCACCCACAUUACCAGUCGUUUUGGGAACGGACAGCSUGAACGUGUACCCAUGCCGUGCGACCUUAACCUAACUUCUCACGACUUGUUAAACAACAUGCAUUCAUGACAACAACACUUUUAAACGAAAAUAUGGAAAAACUCACGUCAAAGAGUGAUCCAUGUGUGGCUAACGGCACAGUAGGAUCUCAGGAAAAGCAGCAGGAAGAUUGCAACAGAACUCAAAACAAGGUUCUAUCCUUCUCGAUUGAAGCCAUACUUAGCUCUCCACAUCCCAASCGGCCAUCCAGAAACAAUGUUCAGAAUAAACAUAUACAAGAGAACCCUCCAAGACCGGAUCAAACUACGACUGCACUCAACACUUUAGUAGAGUUUACCAGUACGACCCUCAAAGAUGCGAGUGUUGAGCGAUGCAAGAAACAGAGAGAAACAACUUUGACACUGGAGCAGAAGUUGGCCGCACUUCAAGCGCGUCUUAAUCAAAGAAAACGCCGAAAACCAAGGACAUGUUUUACAAACCAACAAAUUGCUGAACUCGAACGAAGGUUUGUCUACCAGAAAUAUCUCUCUCCAUCUGACAGAGACGAGCUCUCGCUAAGGCUCGGCCUUUCCGGAGCGCAAAUAAUAACUUGGUUUCAAAAUAGAAGAGCGAGAUUUCGAAGAGAUGUGGAAGAACUUAAAAGUGAUGUUGAGGCAUCGAGUAUUAUGGAACCAAAAGAAAUUCAAAAGAUGUGUAAGAGCUUAGAAAUUUAACAUCKAUUUCUUGGUGGUGAACGUUUGUUGUAUCAUAGAAAACUCCCGCAAUUAUCGGACUGAAACAGAYUCAAGAAAACAUUCUUCGACUUGGAGGUAUUCAAAGUCUCUCUUUCUCGUUCAUAUUGUGAAUUCAUAACAAUGGGGCCAUUAUUGRUCCUUACGAACAAUUAUUUAGAACUUAAAGCAACUCUAUUUAAAUCUUGCUUGCGAAGCAUGAUAAUUGUACAUUGUUUUCAUGUUGUAUCCACGAUCGUUCAAGUUUUACUUAUUUGUACAUACUUUCUAAAAUGAACAAAGAAAUAUGUUUCAUUUUAUCGCGCAUUCAGUCUUGUAUAAACGAUUUUGUGUUGAAUACUGACUGGUURAGGCCAGGAUAGGCCUCAUACUGAUUUUAAAUUGAAUUAGAGAUAAUGUUGUGUCAAACUAAUCGUAAAUCUUCCAAUGUUGCCCUGUAUUAAAUUAUCUUACACGAAAACAUGGUGUGAAGAAGAUUGUGUUCUUAAACCUAUUGUUAAGAAACGAUUGUGUUUGAUUUAUGAUUAGGUAGCUCUUUUGUUAAUUAAGUAUGUAGCUUUAUUAGCAACCGCUUGUGCCACAAUUAUCCUUCACAGAGUCAAMUGKAACUCGUGCUAAAGACAGUUGAAAAUGACUUUCAAAGUUCUUAAUCUCAAAGAAAACKUUAUCAAAAACACUGAUAUAUAGAAAUUUAGUUUCUCUAUUUAUUGCGAAAAGAACGUUUACUAAUAAAAUAGCCUAAAAAUUUAGACUUAGUYAUUUAAAUUAGAGAAAAGUGCAGUUUAAUGGAUUGACAUUUCAACAGGCUAGUCAACUCCUGUCCUGUUCAAAUGGAGAUCUUAUUAAUCUUUUUCCUGUUAUUCUAAAACAAAGGAAAUCUUUUGCUCGUUUAAAGUAUUAAUUACUGGCUGCUAAAUUGUAUUGAAAGCGUUCUUUCACGGGUUUGCUAAGGUUAUAAAGMCAGGAAACCGUGAACACUGUGUUUCUUGUUCAAACUCAAMAUCAMAACCUAUCAAAAAUGAUGGAUCAACUGCGAAGCCCAAUGGUGUGAAACGAUUUUUUGACGUCAAAAAGCUUUUCAAUUAAUGGAAAUCUGUUUCUUUAAGACCAACAAGCAGAUAAGUCUAUUAAAUACCGYAAGAACAGCGUACAGAGCUUAGUCUUUACACAAGUCAACUAAUUCUUAACAUUUUCCAAGUCGAAAAGGUCAGUCAAGAUACUACUGAAAGUCAURAAAAAUAACUAAUAAAAAUACCAGGAAAAUCAUAUGGGCAAAUA